CGGAGCUACUAUGUGUUUUCUGGUUGCCAAUGAGAAGAGAAGAUGUUUCACUGUGGAGUUGGAGACAGAUGAGAAAUCUCUGUCAGACGCUCCAAACGGGAAUAACGACGCUCUUAUUUGAAUAAAGACAGUUUCUUAAUCUAAUGUGGACUAUUUAGAGGAGUUCAAGAUGCAUACAACCCGCAGUCCAUCCGCAUCCAUCCAGGCAGGAGCAGCUGGAGACGCACUGGACCUCAGCUUGAACGGCUCUCAGCUCACAAUGGGCCGCAGACCAAGCAGCGCUUCUCCUGGAAAACACUUCUCUCGAUCCAUAUCUGUGUCCGUGGCAUAUGACGGCAGAGGGAAGCGAAACACAUUGACUGAUGCUGGAUUGGGAAGCUCACGGGCAAUUAAGAACCUGCGUCGAUCUAACAGCACCACACAGGUGAACCAGCAGGCCAACACAAGCCUCAGUAGUGAAGGCCACACAGAAGACUUCCUGGCUCUCUUCAACAGCAGCUCUGAUGGACGGCGAAAACUUGCCAGCCUCUCCAAGAUGUCCAAAGAUCGAACCACCUGGAAUAUUCUGGAUGACCAGCCGAGAGUGUUCCCUGUGCCCAGCAGCUCUCACAGUACCUGCAGUAUGGAUUCUCCUACAGGCCUAAAGAAGAGGGAAGCUGGAGUCUCUUUGGCAGCCAACUUCACUGCCAACAACAGGAGUAAUAAAGCAGCUGUGGGCAACGCAGUGACCGCCAUCCUUCAUAACAACCACUCAGAGAAACCCCUCACUCCCAAGAGCUCCAAUCAGAAACCCUCCUUUAAUAACCUAAUCAAAGCCACUGUAAAUGACGAUGUGACGCUGGAUGUGAGUGGUUCUCUCACUAAGUCUCAGAAGAACUUCUCCUCUGCGUCAUCAAGCUCCAACAACAAUGCUCCUCGCAGCCCUCGAAGCCCAGGUCAACCACGCAGACGAGAGGUCACCGAGGAGGAGGCCGAAAGGUAUAUUCAGCAAGUGAACCAUGCUGCUAUUAUCAUCCAGCGUUGGUAUCGUCGACAUGUCAACAGUAAGAGAGCCAAUGAGAAUAUAAUCAAACAACUCCUUGCAUCCAAAAAGAAGGAGAGGGAGCAGAGAGCAGAAGAGGCAAAAACCACAGAGUCACUGAAAAAGAAAGAAGAUGAUCGAAAACGGAUCAGAGAAGAGAAAGCUCGUCUGGCUCGACUCACUGCCAUCCAGGAGUUGCAGCAGAAAAGAGCUCAACGAGCAGCAGAGGUACAGCAAAUCGCAGAGCAGGAAACAGAGGCACUCCGGCAUCCUGGGAAAGUAGGACGUAAAAAACUCACCAAAAGUUCACCCACUUCUCCUACAGAUAUCAAGGCUAAAAAUACAGAUUCUAAUGUCAAUGUGGUGUCUGAUCUGGAUGAUGUGACGAAUCUGAGGGCUGCUUCGCCUGCUGGUUCUGCAUGCAGAGUAUCUCAGUGCUCUCAGGAGAUUCUCCAGAGGUCUGUAAGCAUGGAAGAUCAGCGACAGGGGGCGUCAUCGAGCAGAGCGCAGUCAAAAACCACUCUCAAUGAUUUGCUGGACACUCUGAAGCUCUUAGAAGAGGAGCCAGAGAGACUGUCAGAGCCCAAGAGCUACAGGAAGGACAAAUAUUCCUGGAUUGAUGAGGAUGGAGAUUCUAACUCCCUGACGACAGAUAAUGUGGAGCGGCACAGACAGCUGAGUCAAACUCCAGCUCUUCCAGAUGGGGGCGCUUUGCUCUCAGAAGCCAAACUGCAAAGCAUUAUGAGUUUUCUAGAUGAGAUGGAGAAAUCGGAGCAGGAGAGACCACGCUCAGUCACCUCUGGAUCACAUAGAGAGGUGGUGCUGUCAGAGGAAGAUCUAGCAGUUGUUGAACAAGCCUCAGCCACAGCUGCUGAGGUCACCGGCUCUAUGAUGAGACUCAGACUGGAGCUGGAUGAGAAAAAACGCACCGUCAAUAUGCUACAGACUGCACUGGCCCAGCAGAGGGAGCUGACGAUCCGACACGUGAAGGAGACAGAGAAAGAGCUUAAUCAUACGUUUCAGCUACAGAAAGAGCAGUAUGAAGCGACAAUUCAGAGACACCUGACAUUUAUAGACCAGCUGAUUGAUGAUAAAAAGGCCCUGAGUGAACGCUGUGAAGAAGUUGUGGGUGAACUCAAGCAGGUGGAUCAGAAAUACACGAAGAAGAUUGCCCAGAUGCAGGAGCAACACGAGCUGGUGUGGCAAAUUCUGGGUCCCAUGUGUGAGGAGAUUAAGAAGCUAAAAGAGUUAAUGAGUGCCACAGAGAAGGUCCGACGGGAAAAAUGGAUCAACGAGAAGACCAAAAAGAUCAAGGAGAUCACUGUAAAAGGUCUAGAACCUGAAAUUCAGAAGCUGAUCUCCAAACACAAGCAGGAGCUGAAGAAGCUGAGAGUUCUUCAUGAGGCAGAGCUCCUCCAGGCGGACGAGAGGGCUGCUCAACGCUACGUCAGACAGAGCGAGGAGUUACGGCAACAGCUGGAGAAAGAAAAAGAUGAACAGUGCCAGAGAGAAAGAGAAUUGGCUAAGCAGAGGUUUGAGAAGCAGCUGCAGGAAGAGGAGAACGUGCUGCAGCAGCAGAGGAGGCGUCUCUAUAAAGAAGUGUCGGAGGAAAAAGAGCGUCUCACACAACUGGCAGCCAGGCAGCAUGCAGAGCUGGAAGACUUAAGGAAGCAGCUGGAGGACAACAGCUCUUUGGCAGGAAGAGCAUUGAGAGAAGAGCUGGAGAAGAGCAGGGAUGAGCAGGAGAGACGUCAUCAGGUUGAAAUAAAGGCCCUGAAGGAACGACUCGAAAUUGAGAAACAGACAUGGGAGGAAAAUUAUAUGAAAAAAGAGGAAGCAUGGCUGUUGAGUCGAGAGAGGGAGCUGAAAGAGGAAGUGCGUCGUGGAAGAGACAAAGAGAUCGAACUGGCCAUUCAGAGGCUGGAGGUGGAGACCAGAGAGGCCAGAGAGGAGUGCGAGCGAGCUGCUGACAACCGGAUGAAGCGUGUGAGGGAGAAAUACGAAGCCGAGCUAAGGGAUCUGGAGCGUUCGGAGCGGACAUCGCUACAGAAACAGCAGGAGAUGAGGGAGAAACACAGUGAGAUGGAGGCCGAGCUUCUCCGACUGCAGUCUCUUUUACGACAGCGAGAGCAGGAGAUAAGCGACCUUACCCAGGCCCGUGAUAAGUUAUCAGAAGAGCGUCGCAGCCUGUCAGAAGUCAUCAGACAGGAGUUUGCAGAGCGGCUUAUAGAGCUGGAGGAAGAGAACAGGAGGAUGAAAAUGGAGGUCUCGGAAGCCAAAGCUCGACUUCGUUUAGAAGUAGAGCGAGUGACCAGAGAAAAGGAAGAAGAGCUUGCAGAAGUACAUCAGAGAGUGAAGUCAGCUAUAUUGAAGAAGGAAGAGACUGUGAACAACCUGCGGAAGCAACAUGAGGCGGCAGUGAAGAGAGCAGAUCAUCUUGAGUCAUUGCUGGAGCAGCAGAGAAAACAGCUGUUAGGAAAAUGAAUGACAAGUUAGGGCAUUGAACCCCCUAGAGAUCCCUUCCCUUCUGUCAUACCGUCCUCUUGCACAAAGAAAGCUUUUCUUUAUUUGUUUUUUUUUUUUUACGUUUCUUUUGGUUGUUUGGAUUCUGGAUGGACGUUUUGGUUCCACCAGACCUCUCAUCCAGAAAGGCAGUCUUUGUCAUUCCCAUGGGAACAAGGCAAGAAAUAAGAGAGGAAUUUAAUCUUCUCCAUGACUCCUGGAGAGGCUUUUGUGUUGUCUCUCUUGCACGGAUAUGACCAAAUUGCAGACUCUUUUCAGCCACCGCUUUCACACAGCUAAUCAAACGAACAGUAAUUAAAAUUGAAACACAAUUUUCUUACUAGAGUUUAGAUCUAGUGUAUUGUUGAAUCUUACAGACUCGUAAAAAUGUGCAUAUUUCACCCCCGUACUCAGAAAAUAUAAAUCAUAAUUUGCUCCCACAUUAAGUGGCCUUAACUACUAUGUAUUUGCAUCAAAAUAUAAGGACAAUGUUCUUAAUUUGUUCAUAAUGUGUUGCAGAACACUUCAGGUGCAUUUCGGGUCAGGUUGCUGUUAGGUUUUGGGGUGGGUCAAGGUGUAAGGAACAGUCAAGAGUAAUUACACAUAUAAUUACAUAUGUACAUACAUAAGUACAAUGUAAAACAUUUAUAAAUUAAAACUAAUAAUAAUAUUUAAAAUGAAUCAUCAA
Danio rerio (zebrafish) is the source of this 4211-nucleotide messenger RNA. The record is from RefSeq and is a predicted model, not a curated record. Lineage: Eukaryota; Metazoa; Chordata; Actinopteri; Cypriniformes; Danionidae.